This is a messenger RNA of Mesocricetus auratus (golden hamster), 3411 nucleotides long. It is a transcript of the gene Otulin, whose product is annotated as OTU deubiquitinase with linear linkage specificity. The coding region runs from base 90 to 1148 and encodes 352 amino acids. NCBI's taxonomy places the organism in Eukaryota, Metazoa, Chordata, Mammalia, Rodentia, Cricetidae. The transcript has 7 exons. Gene Ontology annotation, biological process: protein linear deubiquitination. The record is from RefSeq and is a predicted model, not a curated record. Gene Ontology annotation, molecular function: cysteine-type deubiquitinase activity.
GAAGCGCUGUGCGGACCAACCUCGCGAGGUGCGGGGCGGCGCAGCCACGGCUCCAGACGGCCGGACCGCAGGGCCCGGCGUGGCCGCCCAUGAGUCGGGGAACCAUGCCUCAGCCCGGAGCGUGGCCCGGAGCGAGCUGCGCCGAGACGCCGGCGCGGGAGGCGGGGGCCGCGGCGCGGGAGGGCGGGAAGGUGACGAGCGGCGCGCAGCCCCGGGCCGCGAUGCGGUGCCCGGCCGAGCACGAGGAGGACAUGUACCGUGCUGCAGAUGAAAUAGAAAAGGAGAAAGAAUUGCUAAUACAUGAAAGAGGGAUAUCAGAACUCAGGUUAAGUGUGGCUCCUGAAAUGGAUAUUAUGGACUACUGCAAGAAAGAAUGGAGGGGAAAUACUCAGAAAGCCACAUGUAUGAAAAAGGGCUAUGAAGAAGUUUCUCAGAAAUUCGCAUCUAUAAGGCGAGUACGUGGUGAUAAUUACUGUGCGCUGAGGGCCACGCUGUUCCAGGCCAUGAGCCAACUGGCAGAGCUGCCCCUCUGGCUGCAGGACCCGGAGCUCAUGCUGUUACCAGAAAAGCUGAUAAACAAGUAUAGCUGGAUCAAGCAGUGGAAACUUGGACUGAACUUUGAUGAGAAGAAUGAGGACCUGGUUGAAAAAAUUAAGGAGUCCCUUGCCCUGCUGAGGAAGAAGUGGGCAAGCCUGGCCGAAAUGAAGACUGCUGAAGCAAGGCAGAUAGCUUGUGAUGAACUGUUCACCAAUGAAGAAGAGGAGUAUAGCCUCUAUGAAGCUGUAAAAUUUCUAAUGUUAAACAGAGCCAUCGAACUCUAUGAUGAUAAAGAGAAGGGAAAGGAAGUCCCAUUUUUUUCUGUACUCUUGUUUGCUCGAGACACAUCAAAUGACCCUGGACAGCUCCUGAGGAACCACCUAAACCAGGUGGGACACACUGGUGGCCUUGAACAGGUUGAAAUGUUCCUUCUUGCCUAUGCUGUUCGCCACACAAUCCAGGUGUACCGGCUGUCCAAGUACAACACUGAGGAGUUCCUCACAGUCUAUCCCACUGAUGCCCCCAAGGACUGGCCAGUGGUGACCCUCAUAGCUGAGGAUGAUCGACACUAUAACAUCCCUGUCAGAGUGUGUGAGGAGACAAGUCUGUGAGAGACACAUGUGGAUAGCCAUGUGAGGUGGCACAGGUGCACAUGCAACGCCUCCUCCUGGGAGCCUUAGGUCUGCAGGUCUCCAAGGACAGCCUGGAAGAACUCUUGGGCCGCUGGAGCCAAGCUGGAUUGUGAUGUUCUGAAGACUAGCUGUUGAUAAUGACAAGUCUUCACUCAUUGUUCUGUUACACAGUGUGUUUCACUGGGGGCUUCAGCAUGUACCUUUGGAAGGUACAAACUAUGUCUCCAUAAGGCAGAUGCUUUUGUGUCAGAGGACACUGUUUGGAAAGGAAUAUGUCUAACGAAAGUUCUGAUGGUAAACUGGUGUUACUUUUUAAGACAGUAGUUUCGGUUUUGAUUUUUAUUCUUUUGGGGGGGAUGGUGGUGAUGGCUCUCAUUAGUGGUCUUCCUAUGAGAUAUGCGUAAGUGGUGAUAUCCUGGAAUGGAUAGUUAAUUAUCUUUUGAUAGCUUCAUCUGCUUUUGGAGGGAUGGGCAGUGAAUUUAUAUGCCAGUUAAUACUACUUUAAGUAGACUGUCUCUUAGAAGAUUAAAAAUUGAGUUCCACAGUAGAUGUUUUGAAGCUCGGAAUAGAUAUAGGGAGGAGUGUAGACACUGAUUUCUGAGCCUCGGUGCCCUGCAUUGAGAGACCCUGUUGGCACAUGUGCGCUAGAGUUGGGGUUGUAGAUUAUCAUAAGCUCAGAACCAAGUUUGUUUCCACCUUUUUAUAGAGGUGAAAAUCCAAAGUGUCACCUAAGUUGACAUGGGGCUGAACUGGUUGCUGGGCCUCCUUUGCUCCUUUCAUGCUAUUGAAGAUCUUAUGAACCGCCAAACCCAUGUAACUUAUCCUGUGACAGGAUGAGAGACAACUAUCUGGGAUGUCUGAUAGACUACUCAAAGCAGAAGCACAAGGUAAGCAAUGCAAAGUAGUUGGAGCUGCUUGGGCAGCUAGAAGGAGGCAGCUGUGCUGGCAACAAUAGGUCUAUCUUCAUGGCAUGAGCCAUGGUCUUGACUUGGGCAGGGGUGAAUGGAAGAGGGCUAAGCAUGGGUUACCUUGGGCCUUCAUCCCUCGAGGGCCAUAGCUCAUGAUCUUUGUUCAUGGGGACCAGACAUAUCCCUCUUUAGGAUUCCAUCUGUAGCACCCAAAUCAGUUCAACAUUUGUUGGUGGUAUUAUCCUGAUGCAUUGAACUUAUAAUAAUUAAAACCCUUAAUUUGACCCAAUUUCAUAUAAGCAACUUGUUUUGGGAGUUAGGACAACCCUUUAAAAUAUAAAUUGUCAUUUCAUUAAAAAUUACGUCUUUGAAAAUUGUCUGACGUAAGAAAACUCAGGAUAUACAAACCAAUCAGACCCUUGAUGUGGUAUUUCUUCAUUGCCUUAUGAGUAAAAUCACCAUAUUUUCUUAACAGAUUAUUGGUGAGACUGCUGGCAUCAAAUGCUGUUAUGGAUGUGUGUGACAAUGGCUCUGAGUUUUCACUGUGAAAUGCUAUGGUACCCUUGAGUGAGGAGGCACCUAGCAGCCAACUUAAAAUAAUAAUAGUGGCUUACUGUUGACUUGGACACUUUAUUUUGUUGUUUGUAAUUAAAUCAUAGGAAAUGCCUGCCAUUCAUGUUUCAACAGUUUUGAAAGCAGAACUUGAAAUGUUUAGAUCAUUCCCAGCAGGAGUGAUCUGUGCCCUUUGGGUACCUUGAACUGUCCAUUGGGCUUGCAUCACUAUUGAAUUUUAGUGGUGCUUUUGGCAAUACUCACAUUCUCUGCAUUUUAAAGACAUCUUAGUAACUUGAACUGGACUUCUGGGAACCUCUGUAUAUUUAACAUUUCUUUCUUGUUCCUGUUUGUGAUAUUGUUAUACAGUUUCCCUGUAUUAUGUCCCAUGAAGUUAAUGUUGAUUUUUUUUUUUCAGAAGAUUUUCAGUUUUUCUCGCUUACCUGCGCUGGUUGUGGAUGUGCAAUACCUGUUGGCUGAGUCAUUCAUGCAUGUUGUCAUAAUGGCAGCAUUAGUGCCUCUAACUUAGAAUUUGGGUCUAUGUGAGUUUGGUCUGAGAUAGUUGCAUUUUCUCCUGUAUGCAUAAGGAAAUAUGCACAGAGAUGGAUUCAUCCUGUUUUCCUACCUAGCUGCUGACACUUUAAAUAUUCAGUCAUGUCUGAUGAGCUUUUUCUUGAAGGAAAAUGACAUUGCAUGCUUUUUGUAUAUUCUUUUUCCUUCCAGUUUUAGGACUAAGUAAACUCUCUUAUCACAUGAAUUGAUAAACUUGUGUUGGAAGAACA